ACUAGAUUUAUAAAUGAGACUGGUAGCUAUAGUAUGCCGACCACAAAAGUACCUGUGUUUUAAUCUAUCUAUGUCUAUACUAAUAUUUGUGACUGUCGUUUGUCUGUCUGUCUGUUCGGGGUUGGCGGCUACACUAGGUCUGCCCCGAGUCUGAAAUUUGGGGUAUAGGGGUAGCUCGGACCGGGGAGUAACAUAGACCAGGUGGCGUUAGUCUACCACUUCCGGUUUCGGGGUUAUGACCCCCGAGCGAAGCCGGGCAUUCUUCUAGUUAUAAAUAAAUUAAAUCCGAAGAAAUAUUGGAACAUUUUGACUGUGAGUGACACAAUCUGGCCAAUUGAACUAUGAACUAAAACCAGUGCAGCUGAUGGUCACCACAUCUUCAACCUCGCAUGGCAAGUGUGAAGGAUAGAUUGUGGAAUGAAAUUGUAAAUACCGGUGUGACAGUUUUGAAUUGACUCCUGGUGUGUGUUUGCUCCUGGGCACUUGCACAUGUGCGAAACUAUUCUACAUAAAUAUUCUUGGUAAGCCAUAGGCAUCAGUUGUUUGUUCAAUGGAUUCAAAAUUCAGCUUAUUGCCAAAAGUCAUCAAUGGAGGUAUUGCUGGUAUUGUAGGUGUGACGUGUGUUUUUCCUAUUGAUCUGGUAAAGACAAGACUACAGAAUCAACAACCAGGUCCUGGAGGUCAGCUUCUCUACAAAAACUUAUUAGACUGUGGCGUAAAAACUUUUCGAAAUGAAGGAUUCUUUGGGAUGUAUAAAGGUUCUGGUGUUAAUUUAUUAUUAAUUACACCAGAAAAGGCUAUUAAAUUAGUAGGAAAUGAUUUUUUCAGGCACAUACUUAGCACAGAAAAGGGAAAGCUGACAUUUGGCCGAGAGGUAUUGUCCGGAGCUGGGGCUGGCAUGUGUCAGAUAAUAAUUACCACACCCAUGGAAUUGUUGAAAAUUCAGUUACAAGAUGCAGGCAGGAGUGCUUCUAUAGACUUGGCAGCUAAUAGUAAUGCUAAUAAUCCUGCUGUUACCUCCAAACCACCACCCCCUAGACUAUCAGCUACUAAAAUAGCUCUACAGCUAGUACGACAAAAGGGUAUAUUUGGUCUCUAUCAAGGUUGUGGAGCAACUGCUCUAAGAGAUGUGACUUUCUCAGCUAUUUAUUUUCCUUUAUUUGCUCAUCUUAAUGCUAUGGGUAAAAGACGUGAAGGAAGUGAUCAAGCUGUUUUCUACCAUUCCUUUCUAUCAGGUUGUAUAGCUGGCUGUACAGCUUCGUUAUCAGUUAAUCCGUUUGAUGUUGUAAAGACUAGAUUACAGACAUUACAUAAAGGUGUUGGUGAAGAAACAUAUAGUGGUAUUAUAGACUGUUUCGGCAAGGUACUGAAAAAUGAAGGACCUAAAGCCCUUUUUAAAGGUGCUCUCUGUCGUAUUCUUGUGAUAGCACCAUUAUUUGGUAUAGCACAGACAGUCUACUAUUUAGGUGUAGCUGAAUAUUUACUAGGCAUUGAGAAACCAUAGGUAUAUUAAAAUAUAAUGCUUGGAAAUAAGUGAAAAAAAUUUCAGGCAGACUAAAGACUGAAUCUCAGAAAGAAUAUUCACUCUAUGAUCAAGCAGAUGGCCAUUAUCCAGGUCUUUUACAUAAAAGAGUAUGCAUUCUAGUUGAAGGCCUGUAUGUUAUAGUUUUAGGUUUAUUUAAAUAUAUAGAAUAUAUCUACACCAUGUACAGAUUGAUUUAUUUAUGCACUGAUUAUAGUUUUUAAAUGUAGUUAAGACAAAAAAAAAAUAUACUUUUCCAAUUGAAUGAAGGGGAAAUCCUCCUUGAUUUUGAUCAGAUGCAAACAUUGAAUUAGAGAGAUGAUUUUAAUCUGAUAUGUUAAUAUCCAAUGUAUGUUUUUGUUUUCUUCUUGGUUGAGUAUGUCAAAGUUAAGUCUUGACUUUCAUUGUAGCCUUAGACAGAGACAUGUUAAAACAAAUUUGGUGGUUGAUUUUGUGAUAUAGCUGUAAAUUGAUUUAUUAUGUGAUAGUAAAAAGGCUGUUAAUCAGGUUAUUGCAAAUACUCGUACAGUAAUCCCCUCUUUAAAAUAAUGACAACCUACCAACAAUGAUAUUUUCAUUAUGUAAAGUCAGUUUAUGAAACAAUAUACCUAUUGAAGUCAAAAAGCCAACAAUUUAGUGUAAAUUGAUAUAGUUUUGAGCAAUGUCAUUAACCACAACAAAUCGGUAGGUAAAGUAAAUCUGAAUUUAAAUGUUUCUUUAAGGAUUUUAUAUCUCAUAAUAAAAUGUCAAUUUGAGAGUAUUAUUCAAUUUUGAUAUGGAAUAUUCUCAUAUUUUAGUUAUUUAGUUAAUUUUUUCUUAAAGUAACAUAACAUAUACCCUAUCCCAAUUAAUUUGUUUAUAAAUAUAUAUGUAAUUAUUUGCUUUCAAACAGAUUUAAUACAUUUUCUAUUUGUGUAGCAAGCCAGUUACGAUGGUAUUUUUGGUUAAACAUCAGAUGUUCUGGUAUCAAAAGUAUCUUUCACAUAUUACUUCUCCAAUGAAAAUCGCUCAAGUGAAUUAAACUCGAACAUCAGCAACUCUCAGGAUCUAUUGUAAAUUUUAAUUUACCCUGUCCCUGCCAAAUGUAUACCUAUAUCUCCAUCAGCAGAUUAAGAUAAUAAUAUGAUGCAUAAAGUAAAGGUGUAAUAUUCAGUGGGCCAUUGUUUAUAAUAAUCUGUACAAAAAUACAGUAGACUCCCCAUAUAACGGACUUGCAUACAAAGGACCAUCGCUUACAACAGACACAACAGUUUGGUCCUGAUUUUUGUAAUAGAAAUUUCUUAUUUUUAAAGUCUUUUAUAGCGGACACUGUAUAACGGACAAUUGUUUAUAACGGACGAUUUUCAUCGGUCCCUAAUCGACAAAUCAUUGUAAAAGUCCAUUUUUAUAACGGACUCUCGAAUAAGCAGAAUAAAAUGAUGAUAUUACUGAUUUUAUAUUAUCGGUGACCAGGAUACUUUUCCCAAAAAAUAUCCAUAAUGAUUUUAACGGAAACAUUUUUCCUGGAAAAUUCAGCCCAGACACAACAACGAUUCCACACACACGGAAAUCCCGAAUAACAACAGACUCUUUCACAUAAGCUCGUUUAUUUUGAACAUCCAUAAUAUGUGAAUACAUACAUGACUUUUAUGUAAAUACGUGCAUGUUCUGUAGAUUCUGCAUAUGAUAAUGUUAUUUCAUGGGAUAACAGAUUUUUUGUAUAACGGACACAGUUUAUAACGGACGAUUUCUUCCGGUCCAAAAGUGUCCGUUAUAUGCGAAGUCUACUGUAUGUUUUGAUUUCUAACGACUUCAGACUUUAUAUGGUUAUUGUACUAAAACAAAUAGUAAAUUGUUUUGGAAAUUUAUUGCAGAAGUACAAUUUUUGCACAAAAAUAUAUAUUCUAAACAAUUUUAAGUAAAAUAAUAAUUUAUAUGCAGUUCAUGCAUUUGGCAUUUACAAGUUAAUUAUUGAUAGAGAAAAGACAAAAAAUAUAUUUUAAGAAUACAGUUCAGUUGCUCCAAAUUUGCAUGUAUGUAUUAUAUAUUAUGUCAUUGAGUUAUAUGUACUGUAUGAUUAGAAUAUAUUGUUGGGCUAUAAGACGUUUCUAUUACAUUAAUAAUUGGAACAGAUAUUAAUUGAAUAUAUAUAUUUAAAAGACUUUCAAUUGAUUGGUGAUAAUCUUUUCUAAUGCAACAUGUACAGAUAUCUGGAGAUAUGUAUAUGGAAAGCUGUUCAAACAAUCAGCUCCUUCAAGCCAUCUGUUUUAUUAAGGUUAUUCCCAGAUUCAAUUGAAAAAAAAGACAAUAUCCAGCUGUACAAUAUACUUAAAGUGGUGUGUAUAAUGUUACGCUAUUGGUUUUCUUAUAUUUUUUUUUUUACGCCCACGUGAGCAUAUUAUUUGUGAUUUUGUUAUCUUGUACAUAUGUUAUGUCAUGUCUUUCAUAAUAGACUAUUAUCUUGGUGCUUUUAUCAGUGCUACCUGUUUUAAUCAUGCAUUGAACUCUUGUUUUAUUUACUUUCAUUUAUAUACAACUUUACAUUUCCUAAGUUUUAUGGACAAUAUAAUUUGGAAGCAUUAAACAUAUAUUCCAUUAAGAUUGUAGUUAUGCUACUAUCUGUUCAGAAAUAUACCUAAACCGCUUUUAAGUUUUAAUAUAUCUGCCAUUUAUGGGUUGUCUUUUUUCAAAUAGCAUGCAGAUACUGCAUGAAACAUACUCUAGUGCUGUCUUUGAUGUUUACUAAAGCUGUAUCAUUAUUACAGGCUAAAUACACAUCUUAGGUCCGUCAUUUUAUUUUUUCCUGGUUGGUAGAACAUGUUUUCAGAUAAUUUUUGUUUUUUGAAUGAUUAACCUAAGGGAAGAGUUUUUGUAUUUCGAAUGUUAGACCUAAGGGAAGUAUGUUUCAAUCUUCAGGUAAAUAUUUACUUGUAGAAUGGUAAAAUUACAGACACUGUAUAACUAGAAGUUAUUGCAUGUACAUGUAUUUUAAUGAUGUCUGAAUUUAUAAGUGAGUUACAUUAUACAAACAGGUGAAGACUGGUAUAAACUAUACACAGGGUUAUGCUGCAAUGAAUACAUGAUUUAAGGGCAGUAUUAAAUAUAGUUUUCUUGAUUUUCAAAAUAAGAAUUUUUUGAAGGAUUGUUUUGUUGUUUUUUUAUAUGCCCUUACACAUUUUACUGUGUUUAUAUUGGAGUUGCUAUAAUAGACUGCUGACUGACUCUUAUAUUGAUCAUCACUUUUAGCUUUGUAGAUUUUUUUAUUAUUUAAUCUAGAUUCAUACAUUAUGACAGUUCCCUUCUUACAAGCAGUAUGUAUGAAAUUUCAUAGCUCAAAUGUUGCAAUUUACAGAGUACAUUUUAUGUUUUUAAUCAGAAAAAAAAAACAGUUUAAAAUUUGGGUUUCUAUAAGAACAUUUAUUGUAUAAUUGUUCAUUUCACUGCCUUGAUAAAUUCAGCUUUUUAUCAAUAAAUGCUUUCUUUCUCAAACAAUUUCUUUGAUAUAUUUUUAAAAUGUACAUUUUUUCUACAUAAUUGUAUAAAAUACAGGGGUGGUUGAUAAAGAUUUAUAUAUCCAUUAUUACUGCAAUAGUUUGGUAAAAUGCUUAAGCACGUUUGAAAGUAAUGCCAGAAACAAUAUUUUUAUAAUUCUGAAUUUUAACUAAUAUGUAAUAUAUAUUUUGUCAUUGUUUAAGUCAGUAUUAUAAUAAUGGAGAGGUUAGGACUUAUACUCUAAUAUAUAUAUACAAAAUUCAGUAGUUUAUUUAUAUGGUUUUCAUAAUAUAUAUUCAUGGUUAUAAUUGUAUAUGGUCUAUUUGAGUAACACUGUGCUGUGAUUGCAAUGCUCAUCUCUGUGAUUCAAAUCAUGAUUUUGAAAACAAUAAUAUGUUAACAAAUUAGACUGAACAAGGUAACAUAAACACACAGAGAAUCUACUAUGCUACAUCGAAAAGCCUGUAAUCUCAGCAGGAAUCAAUUUUCUCCAAGAUUAUGUUUCAAAUUUUAUACUGUAUGUAUAGAGGUCUGUGUGAAGCAUUUCAUAAUGAUCUUGGGUUGAACUUGAAACCAAAUUGUAUAAAUGUUAUGAUUGAGACGACUUGAAAGCCCGUCUCAAAAGCUCGAUAUUCUGUGGAUGAUUAUUAUAUAAAAAAAAGAGCCCUAGAGUAAAAAUAAGAAUUACUAUUUGUUAGUCUCAACAUGAUUUAGGUGUGUUGAGUAGAGUUAAACCUUGUUUAUAUGUACCUGCAAAUUGAUAAAUGACAUAUUAUGGAUUUAUAAUGUAUUAAAAGAAAAUGCAUUUCCUAAUUUAUUCCAUUAUUGAGGGUUAAAAUAGUCACUUUGCAUUUGUCCAUGUUAAUGUCAAUAUUUUUAAAUAAAAUCAAUAGAACCAAUUGCUUUUUACAUUAUCACCAUGUAUCUGGGUGUACAAGUUUAAAUAAUGUUAAUCUACUAAAUUAAUUCAAUGAAAUAUUUUAAAUGUAUAUUAUGAUAUGAUUAGAUCUUUUAAUGUACACUAAAACCACUUAUGAAUUUGUAGGCCUAUAUUAAAUAAAUAAAUAAACUGA
Molecule: messenger RNA, 6066 nt
Organism: Patella vulgata (common limpet)
Lineage: Eukaryota; Metazoa; Mollusca; Gastropoda; Patellidae
Product: mitochondrial glutamate carrier 1
Exons: 10
Coding region: 551-1504 (317 amino acids)
Biological process (GO): malate-aspartate shuttle; aspartate transmembrane transport; L-glutamate transmembrane transport
Molecular function (GO): L-glutamate transmembrane transporter activity; L-aspartate transmembrane transporter activity
Source: RefSeq, a predicted model, not a curated record